Molecule: messenger RNA, 695 nt
Organism: Triticum aestivum (bread wheat)
Lineage: Eukaryota; Viridiplantae; Streptophyta; Magnoliopsida; Poales; Poaceae
Product: 60S ribosomal protein L32-1
Exons: 4
Coding region: 143-544 (133 amino acids)
Biological process (GO): translation
Cellular component (GO): ribosome; cytosolic large ribosomal subunit
Molecular function (GO): structural constituent of ribosome
Source: RefSeq, a predicted model, not a curated record
CGCCGAUCCCAUCCCACCACCUAGGGUUUCUCCUCGCCCGCCGUGAGAUAAGACCCCCUCACACCCCCGCACGAACGGCUUCUCCCUCCCCCAUACGCCGCCGCCGCCGCCCGCCCGCCCGCUCCGCCGCAGUUCUCCCAAGAUGGCGGUGCCUCUGCUGAAGAAGGCGAUCGUGAAGAAGAGGGUGAAGCACUUCAAGAGGGCGCACAGCGACCGCUACAUCGGCCUCAAGCAAAGCUGGCGUAGGCCAAAGGGUAUCGACUCCCGUGUCAGGCGGAAGUUCAAGGGAUGCACCUUGAUGCCCAACAUCGGGUACGGUUCAGACAAGAAGACAAGGCACUACCUGCCCAACAAGUUCAAGAAGUUCGUUGUCCACAAUGUCUCUGAGCUGGAGCUGCUCAUGAUGCACAACAGGACCUACUGUGCCGAGAUCGCACACAACGUGUCCACCCAGAAGCGCAAGGCGAUCGUGGAGCGUGCUGCGCAGCUCGACGUCGUGGUCACCAACAAGCUUGCUAGGCUCCGCAGCCAGGAGGACGAGUAAAGCAUUAUCUAGUCAACUAGUCUUGGUUGCUACCUUUGUAGUAGACAUUGCAUCCCUGUUUGAGAAGAAAAAUACUGCCAUUUUGCAAGAUUUCAUGUAUGGACCGCCUUUUUGGUGUGAGCAAUGGUGAAAUGUACUAUCUGGUUUUGUC